AUGGUGCGAUUUUGGCUCGACGAGGAGUGGGAGCGCGGCGCGACGAUCAAUCGCGACAUCGGCGUCGCCGCGGGCGCGAGCUACGCGAGGUGCGUGGCGCAGAUGGCGCGCGAGGGCGAGGACGAGGUGCUGCAGCGACUCGUCAUGGCGCUCGCCGCGGAUCUCGCGGAUUUCGACUUCGCCGACAGCUUCGUGAGCGCGUUCGAGGUGGCGAACAAAGUGAUCGAGAUGUUGAUGCUGCGCGCGGGCGUUGACGUGUGCUGCGUGGGCGAGGAUGACAUCACGCGGGCGGCGCGGUACGAGGCGACGUUGGAGUCGAGGCGCGACGACUAG
Messenger RNA from Ostreococcus lucimarinus CCE9901, 333 nucleotides. RefSeq lists its product with no specific name. Lineage: Eukaryota; Viridiplantae; Chlorophyta; Mamiellophyceae; Mamiellales; Bathycoccaceae. Bases 1 to 333 code for a protein of 110 amino acids. The record is from RefSeq and is a predicted model, not a curated record. The transcript has a single exon.